Molecule: messenger RNA, 2331 nt
Organism: Eublepharis macularius
Lineage: Eukaryota; Metazoa; Chordata; Lepidosauria; Squamata; Eublepharidae
Gene: ANP32A
Product: acidic nuclear phosphoprotein 32 family member A
Exons: 7
Coding region: 95-844 (249 amino acids)
Biological process (GO): regulation of apoptotic process; nucleocytoplasmic transport
Cellular component (GO): nucleus; perinuclear region of cytoplasm
Molecular function (GO): histone binding
Source: RefSeq, a predicted model, not a curated record
GGGGCGCUUUGGCUUGCUCCGUCGGUGUCAAUACAAAAGAGGGAGCCCAGCGCCGCUCCGGGAGACGGGGCCAGCCUCCUGCGGAAUCAGGGACAUGGACAUGAAGAAAAGGAUCCACUUAGAGCUGCGGAAUAGGACGCCCUCCGACGUUAAAGAACUUGUGCUUGACAACUGUAGGUCAAAUGAAGGCAAAAUCGAAGGUCUCACAGAUGAGUUUGAAGAGCUGGAAUUCUUAAGUACAAUCAACGUAGGACUCGCCUCGGUGGCAAACUUACCAAAGUUAAACAAACUUAAGAAGCUCGAGUUAAGUGACAACAGAAUCUCGGGAGGGCUGGAAGUAUUGGCGGAGAAAUGUCCAAACCUCACACAUCUAAAUCUCAGUGGCAACAAAAUCAAGGAUCUCAGUACAAUAGAACCUCUGGAAAAGCUAGAAAACCUGAAGAGUUUAGAUCUUUUCAAUUGUGAGGUAACCAACUUGAAUGACUACAGAGACAACGUCUUCAAACUCCUGCCUCAGCUCACGUACCUGGAUGGCUACGACCGGGAUGACAAAGAGGCCCCGGAUUCGGACGCUGAAGGCUAUGUGGAAGGCCUCGACGAUGAAGAGGAGGAAGAUGAAGAUGAAGAGGAAUACGAUGAAGAUGCUCAGGUAGUAGAAGAUGAAGAUGAGGAGGAGGAAGAGGAGGAAGGAGAGGAGGAGGAUGUAACUGGGGAAGAGGAGGAGGAUGAAGAAGGUUAUAAUGAUGGUGAAGUAGACGAUGAAGAGGAGGAGGAGGAAGCUGUGGAAGAAAGGGGGGAGAAGAGAAAACGAGAGGCAGACGACGAAGGAGACGAAGAGGAUUAAGCUCGAAAUAACCUAUUUUGGAAAAACAAAAUUUCCUAUUGUGAUUUGACUGUUUCUACCCUAUAUUCCCCUGCCCCAGACUUCUCCCCCACUCCCCAGAGUGUAAUGUUGCUGUGGGGUUGAGAGAGAAAUGAUAUUUGGGUGGGCAAGGGAAUUAAAAUAUCAUUUAAAAAAAAUCCCUGCCACUCCUCCUUUCUGUUUCUGAAGAACUUCCUUUUGUGUCUGUCUUCUGCUUCCCAUUCCUGCAAUAGCAAAUAUAAGGCAAGUGGUAAAUUUUCUUUCUUUUUUUGGAGUGGAACACUUUUGGACAAUAUUGGGUUUUUUAGAAAAAAAAGUUUUUUAAAGGUGAGCAAGAAGAUUUCCAAGGGUGAUGCAAGAGGAGUCUGAACGGAGAUGGUGGCGAGAUCUCUUGGGUCCUUAGAACUGAUGGCUUUUGCCAGUCUCUGAGCAUAUUAUAAGUAUUUCCCCCCUUCUCUUCUGGAUGCAGCAAAAGCAUUCCAGCCACAGCAGCCGGUGUGCAAACAGCAUCUUGAUAUAUCAAGUGUUUUCUUUGUUGCCUAUUUGUGAAUGACUGCCAUUUCCAGAAAAACAAACUUCCCCGUGACUUCCCGUAGGCAACUUUUUACUUUACUGUUUGUAAAUAGUGACCAAAUAUAUAUAUAUUUCCUUUGUUAUUUUUAUUUGGUUUGAGGGUGACUUUUCAAAUCUCUGGUGGGUUCCCCCCAGACUUUACUCUCCCUCCCAUCUUUUGGGGUGCAGAAAAGUGAGGAAAGAGCAUCUUGCAUGGGGCGAGGGUACAAGAGCCAUGUUUUUCCGUGCAUUUUAGUGGGGCGCGGGCAGGCGAACCCCACAUCCCCAGUGGAGUGUGCCCUUGCCUUAUUUAGAGUAUGCAGAACAGUCUUCUGUAAACGGCAGUCAUUAAAAUAUCUAUAAAUAUCUAUAAAAAGUGUUUUGAAUUUCCUGAGUUAACUGGUGACCUGAAUUUGACUGUUGUAAUAAAAAAAGGAAAUGUUUGAACCCUUUUAACUAAGGUGUGUUCUAUUUUGGUCUGUAAAAUAUUAUAUAUAAAUAUAUUAACACUUCCUUGAUAUUUUAAGUGACGAGGCUCCGUUUUGACUUGUGUUCUCUAAUACUCUGAAGAUUUUUACAAACCUUUAAAUACAGGGGGGACACGGGUGCAUGUCUGGCCCAAGGCGAUUUCUUUUCAUACACUCAAGCACGGAAUGCGAUUACGAAAAGUUGUAUUUUCUUACGUAGUUGGGAAGCCAGUGAAGUUGACUGCAAAGUACAUAGCUGUAUGUACAGUUUUAAUUUCAUAUCCCUCUUCAGAAGUGGCACUAGAAGCAACUUCUAUGUCCUAGUCAAUAUCUCAUCUGUAUAUAUAUAGAAAACAAAAACAUGCAACCUUCCAUCUCUCCUCAUGGAGCCAAACUUUUGCGUUUGAUGUCUUGUUUGUCAUUGAAUUUCAAUAAAUCUCUUUUAUACAA